Lathyrus oleraceus (garden pea) is the source of this 1415-nucleotide messenger RNA. RefSeq lists its product as uncharacterized. Lineage: Eukaryota; Viridiplantae; Streptophyta; Magnoliopsida; Fabales; Fabaceae. The transcript is spliced from 7 exons. Bases 154 to 1119 code for a protein of 321 amino acids. The record is from RefSeq and is a predicted model, not a curated record.
CCAUAGCCCAUUUGAGUGAGUGUGACCAGCUACCAAAAUUGCAGACAGAAUCAAAAAGCAAAAAUCAAUAUUCGUCGAAUUUUGAGGUUGCUUCAACUCCUCAAUCUCAUAUUAAAAGAGAAAGCGCGGUGGAAUGAAGAGAGCGAGAGUGACAUGGCCAGAGGGAAGUGCUUUUGGAUUUCUUCCUACAACAAUACUACUCUCUUUCUUUGCUUUUUCAAUCUUGCCAUCGUUGCUCUCUUCGUUUUUCACUCUCUUUAUGCUUCUCUUUCUAUUCACUCUACUAAUGUUUCCCAUAAAGUUGUUGUAUCUUAUAGCCCGGAUCAGAUUUGGAAAAUGGAAGAAUCAGUGCAAAUCCGCGAGGCCUCUAUACCAGUAGAGUUAGUUAAAUCGGUGAAGGCUUUAGAAAGGGAGUUUUCAAUAGAGAAUUUGGUGGUUGAGUUGCCGCGGAAUAUAAAGCAGAAAAUAGUUGAUGAGAUUUUGCAUAGACUAAGGAGCUUGAACUCCAAUAGCACUGAUAUUGCUAAAGAACGAGAAGUUAUUGAAAGUUGGCGCAAGGAAAAACUCAAAGAGGUUAGGUUGACUCAUGUGAAAGGGAAUUCUAACUAUACCAUCUCUCUUGAAGAGACAGGUAUGCUAUUAAGAGCUUUGGAGUCUGAUUGGGAUGUGCUUUGCAAAGAAGUCGGCCUUUGGAUACCUGCACAACUCGUUAACGAAGAACAUGAUGACAACCCGGAGGGCAGAGAGGAUAUUGAGGAGGAGGUUCUUCCCGGCAGAACCCUUCCAUCUGAGUGUCAUGCAGAACUUCACACCGAUUAUGAUGGUACUGCGGUAAGAUGGGGUCUUACCCACCAUAAAGACAGUGCAGCUGAAUGUUGUGAGGCUUGCUUGGAUCUUGCAAGACAGGGUGAAAAGAAAUGCAAUAUUUGGGUUUAUUGUCCAUCUGAGUUUGGGUGUUAUUCUCCAGACAUCUAUCAACACAAACAUCAAGAAUGUUGGCUGAAAUAUGAUGAGAGACCUCAACUAAAUUUUAAAGACAAGUAUCCCGAGUCAUAUCAAAAUUCAUACCCGGCAGCACCAAUAGUUGUUCCAUGGGUCUCUGGAGUGGUUAGCUUAUAACCCGAGUAACCAACACCGGGAUAACCUUUUAUACUUCAAAAGUUCAAAGUUAUUCUUCAACCUGUUCUGUGGAAAAUAAGUGAACCUGGGGGGCCAAAUAAUACUCUCAAUGAAAGUUUAGGACUCUUCAUUUUGGCCAAUUUUUAUUUUGACAUACUCACCAAGUCAGUGGAUCAAUGUCGCGGACUAUCCACCAGUGUCUGUCUAAGCCAGACACUGAGGAAAGAUGACUUUUAACUGAUUAAAAGUAGUGUAUUGUAUACUAUUUGAUUACAUAAAUAGUUACUUAUAUUGUA